AUGGGCGUGGACCAGAGCCCCAGUUCAAAUCUCAGUCCCAAUCCAAGUUCUGUUAGUUCUCGAAGUUUGAGAGGAGAGCCCGCGACGGCUCAUGUGGAGAUCAAGAAGGUGGCAAUUGCGAUGGUAGCGCCUUCGGCUACAUCGGAAGAACCCAAGUAUAUUUCGCAGUGUCAAGCAAUUAUUCGAAAGAGCCAGAGUAUGUAUAAACAAGGUGUGCAUUUGAUAUCUCGUCCUAGAAAUGACUAUGUCGAGAAUAUGAAGUUUGUGUUAUAAGGAAUUAAU
Blastocystis hominis is the source of this 282-nucleotide messenger RNA. RefSeq lists its product as hypothetical. Lineage: Eukaryota; Bigyra; Opalinata; Blastocystidae. The record is from RefSeq and is a predicted model, not a curated record. The coding region runs from base 1 to 273 and encodes 90 amino acids. The transcript has a single exon.